AUCUUAACGUACAGACCUUAUCUUUGUAACUGCGUUUUGACCUGAAAGGUGAGAUGACACUGUGAGCAUUCUCGCGAACGAGCAACUACCUUGGGUUUAAGCGGUAGUCUUCUCGUCACCCGAUGCACCAAGUUGAGAUGCUCGACUCUAGCACAACCGAGGACCCUAACCAUAUCCCCCACAUCCUGCCGCAUGAGCGAGUCUUUCCCAUACAGAUUGGCUGUGAGCUGUUCAAGCUCUCUGGCGCAUCGAUUUCAUCAGACGCCCCGUCAUACUUUUCUCAGUACUUCAAGUGCCAAAUAAAGCAGGCAGAGGAAAGGGGCGAAGACCCUUGUUCGGCCAUCCAGACCCUCUACAUUGACCGAGAUCCGGGCACCUUCAAAGACAUCUCGCUGCAUCUCCAGGGGUACCAUGUGCAACCGCGGGAUUCGACGCACUUUGUGCGCCUCUUUGCCGAUGCCCAGUUCUACAGCCUGCCCAAGCUAAUGUCCCAGCUAUACGAGGAGUCCUUCUACACCACCAUCGGGAACCGCCAAUUCCAGAUCCCGCGAGAGCUUUUCCAGGACCCGGGUAACUCGCCCAACUUCUUCUCCCUCGGUUUCGCCGCGUUCUUCGCCCGGCCCGAGGACCUUUUCCCGGGUCUCGACCGGGAAAACCUGCUGCGGCCGCCAUCCAUCGUCCCGCCGUCCGUGCCUGGCCGCAGCGCCGACAUCUUCGCCGAGCUGCUGCACCUCUUGCGCGGCUACCCCGUCGCCAUCCGCAGCGAGGCCCACCGAGCCGAGCUGCUUCGCGACUGCCGCUACUUCAAUUUCAAGGGCCUUGAGCAGCGGCUAAUCCCACACAGCAUCUCCUUCAACCUCGCGAGGCGCCGCGACGAGGUCGUAAUCCGCCUCAAGGACAUUCUCAAGAGCGGCAUCACCAUCGCCCGCGAACCCACCCCUGCCGACCCCCUUGCCGGAUGGGUCAACUAUGCCCGGCCGUAUGUCGACGACCGUGCCUACGAGUUGGUGCUGGAGAUUGGCGACGAGAGCACCCGGCUGUUGUUUUCCUCCGCCUCCGCCUCCGCCUCAAACGGCGUUACUGAAGUUGGUGAUAGCGUCGGCGGUGUGCGGGCCGAGUUCUUCGGCGAGGCGCGGAUACGCAUGACUAAGUUGUUUGAGGUCCUCGCCACGAAGCUGAACUUACCGCCUACCACCCAGCCGCUAGGGUUGUUGAUGGCCAAGGGUGGUGCGAGCAGCCAGCCGGCUACCCCGGGGAAUACGCCGCUGAGCGAGGACCUUGUCAAGGUAGUGCUGGAUCCGGAGGCGAGCGUCAACUUGGACGGGAAGCCGUGGAUGGUUCCUCCUGGGGUGGCAUCGCAUGAAGAGGGGCCGCCGACGGCCGGAGGCUGGGAGUCAUCGUCGCCUGGAGCCGGGGCAGUGCCGCAAUUUGGGUCGCUGUCGCUAUCGAGGAAGCGGAGGAGGGUGGAUACCCAGGGCGGAAUGAUGGAUGAGUGGAUUGUGCGCACAGGACAGUGGAGGCUGAGGAUUCAAGGGGCUAAAAAUGGGAAGGCGGCAGUGGAGUGUUGCUUGGUGGCUGUCAAGCUGGAAGCGUUUAGCUCGGAGCAGGCGAGGAACACGCAGAAGGCGUUUCUGGGCGGAUAGUCAUGGGCACGUUACUUCGUACAUACAAGUGCAAGGCUUGCUCUGCUGCCUGUGGACUGUGCACUUUGGCCGAUUCUCUUGAUUUUGAUGACGGGCUAGGGGGCUGUGUAUACAUAACGUUACCUGAAUAUCGUUGAUAAGCGAACACAUUGAGAAUGAUUGAAUGCACCUUCUUUC
Messenger RNA from Canariomyces notabilis, 1820 nucleotides. RefSeq lists its product as uncharacterized. The transcript has 4 exons. Lineage: Eukaryota; Fungi; Ascomycota; Sordariomycetes; Sordariales; Chaetomiaceae. The coding region runs from base 123 to 1643 and encodes 506 amino acids. The record is from RefSeq and is a predicted model, not a curated record.